Prunus armeniaca (apricot) is the source of this 456-nucleotide messenger RNA. The record is from the annotation of a GenBank genome assembly. NCBI's taxonomy places the organism in Eukaryota, Viridiplantae, Streptophyta, Magnoliopsida, Rosales, Rosaceae.
AUGAGAUUGGUACAGUUUGGCACGGUUUCGAUUUUAUUUUGGUUCCCCGGUUUUGAUGCGCAUCCCUACUUCAAAGGGGAUUCCGAUCCCGAGAGCCAUCUGAAGCACUUCAGAAGUGUUAUGAUUCUCUACAAGCCCAAAGAGGCGUUGAUGUUGAUCAGCAGCUUCAAGGAGCUAGCAUUCGUCUUCACAAAGGAGUACACUUCUUAUCGGACGAUUAAGAAGAACCCUGACCACCUAUUCAACCUGCAUAAGAAGCAUGAUAAGUUCCUCCGAGAUUACAUCAAGAGAUUCAAAGCUAAAAAGGCAAAAAUCGUAGGUUACGAUGACCGGAUCGCAUCCUCUGCCUUCAAGAAGGGUUUGCCAACCAAGCACGACUUAUACCGUGAGCUGACUAUCGCUCAUAGCCAGACUCUAGUAGAGGUAUUCGCGACCGCAGAAGGCUAUGCGCUUUAG